UGGAAUUCAGGCAUCUCACAGGAGAGGAGAAAUAUUCAGGCUGCAGGAUGAAGAAGGAAACCCGAGGAGCUGUGUUUGCCAUCUCCGUCCUCAUCUGCGUCCUCACACAGGUCACGUCCCAGCUGUGUUCAGGUCCAUGUCAGUGUCCUUUGUCCCCUCCGACAUGUCCUCUCGGGGUUCCUCUGGUUCCGGAUGGGUGUCGCUGCUGUCAGAUCUGUGCAGGACAAGAAGGAGAACUUUGCUCUGAAAAAGACGUGUGUGAUGCUCAGCGUGGUCUGGAGUGUGACUAUAGCGCCAGUUUCCCAGAUGGACCUGGAGAGUGUGUCCGGCGAAACACGCUCGGCUGUGAGCACUUGGGUGUGAGGUACGAGGAGGGUCAGUCGUUCACACCCUCGUGCAGGCAGCUUUGCCACUGUGUGGGUGGCGGCGUCACGUGCGUCCAUCUGUGCACCGAGGAUCUGAACACGCCGAACUGCCAACACCCGCGACUGGUGCACGUGCCGGGGCGCUGCUGCCGAGAGUGGGUGUGUGACGACACGGAAAACAGCAUUGUGCUGGAAAACACUCCAGUUGAGCGAGCCGUGAGGUCCUGGCAGGACACGGCGGCGCCUAGCGGGGUCUCCUGGUCCACCUGCAUCGAGCAGAGCACCGAGUGGAGUGUGUGUUCACGCAGCUGUGGUCCAGGUGUGUCCACACGUUUCUCAAACAGGAACUUGGCCUGCCAGCCACAAACACACACGCGCCUGUGCGUGGUCAGGCCGUGUCACCCUGGACCAACCGCCAGAGCCCAGCCAUUCCAGAGGCCGGGUGUGUGUGAGAGCAGUUACCGCUCGCCCAUGCCAGUGCGCUUCGAGCAUCAGGGCUGCUACAGCGCUCGCUCCUACAGGCCGCUGUUCUGUGGAACGUGUUCUGACGGACGCUGCUGCAGCCCCGAUCGCUCCAGGACCGCACUCGUGACCUUCCGCUGCCCGCGAGGACGAAUCGCUCAGCACGCCGUCAUGAUGAUCGAGUCCUGCGUCUGCCAUUACAGCUGCCCUCAUGCGAACAGCUCCAGAGGAACACGCUCGUGGCUGUAGACUGUAACGCUCUCAUCUUUUGGGUAUCACUAUCAAAUAUUCAUUUUUAUUACAUUAUUUAAAGUACGUGUAAACAUUCAUUAGCUAUAUUAGCAAGACUUAUACGCAAAUUUGAUUAGAAUCGUGUGUCUUCUAGGACCAGAUGUGGAUUUAAAAUAAUGCAGACGUUUUAAAGGGGUAGAUUAGUUUAAAAAAAAUUACUUCUAUCAAUUAGCCAUGUUUCUGAAAUUUUGCACCAAAUAUGUCUCAGCUAAAGGGGACAUCAUGUACAAUUGAUUUUUUGUUGCUAAAUUAUUAAAAAAUAUUAUACACUUUGACAAAGUCUCAAAUUGGAAACACUCCACGUUGUGCUGUUACAGUGACAUAUAGCUGAAGUUGUUUUGUUUCUCUUAUACCACAGAAAUUUUCCAACAACUAC
This is a messenger RNA of Pangasianodon hypophthalmus (striped catfish), 1494 nucleotides long. Its product is annotated as CCN family member 2. The record is from RefSeq and is a predicted model, not a curated record. Lineage: Eukaryota; Metazoa; Chordata; Actinopteri; Siluriformes; Pangasiidae. Gene Ontology annotation, cellular component: extracellular region; extracellular matrix. The transcript has 5 exons. Gene Ontology annotation, molecular function: heparin binding; integrin binding. Gene Ontology annotation, biological process: cell adhesion; signal transduction. Bases 48 to 1076 code for a protein of 342 amino acids.